Molecule: messenger RNA, 702 nt
Organism: Serendipita indica DSM 11827
Lineage: Eukaryota; Fungi; Basidiomycota; Agaricomycetes; Sebacinales; Serendipitaceae
Source: the annotation of a GenBank genome assembly
AUGCCGCAGACUGCUCGCCUGUGGCUCCCAGUUGCAAAAAUAAUCGAUGGGAGGAAUCGGACUUGGUUUGAAGCAGAGGAGAGCACGUCGGCUCCGGUUAUGAAAGAGAAUCAGGUACACUGGUUCGAUUUGGCAAAUGACAAUGAGAAUCAGCUUAAAGUAUCAAAUGCGAGCAAUGAAGAGGACCAUCUGCCAGCCGAGAGGCCGACGUUACCCAUACCAGAGGCCAUCUCUCCCGUGGACUCAAUUCAACCACACAUUGAUGUACCAGAAUCUGAAGAGAGUCUAGAGGAACUCAAGGAAGAGGAGGUAGAGCCCCCCAGAAAGCGGGGCAGAGGGCGCCCCCCUGGUGCAAAAACCAGGGCAAAGGUUGAUAUUGCCAUGCUGCCUCCUCGUAAGCGCCAUGGCGAUGAUCUUCCUGGUCCUCCAAGCAAAGAACGAAAGUAUAUCACUCGCGAGACACCCGAGCCUGAUCAAAUCAACACGGUGACGGAUUUCGAGACCGAAAUAUACGUAGAGCUCGCCAGGUUAUCAGUGUCUGGGAGAGGGGGGAAGAAUGCCAGGGCAAUUAAGGACGAAUCAUGCCAGACACUUGGUCCAUUUGUGAUGGAUCAGGAUACAUCUUGGGGUGAACUCAUCUCAAAGAUAGCUAGCGAGCUUGAAUGCACGCCUGAAACUGUCGUACUGACAGGCAUGAGCUGA